AUGGGAGCGCAGGUGCCAGCUGGCCGGACGAGGAGGAGCGCGGCGUCGGAUGUCAACCCCGGCCAUGCCGCCGGCCAGGGGAUGGGUGAGCCUGCCUGCGCUGCUGAAGAUGCGGCGCCGCAGACCACGGAGCAGCCUGCGGCUGCAGCUGUGCCUGUGAGCACCGAGGAGCCCCCUGCCGCGGCACCGACCACGGCGAGCAGCCCGGCCAGGGCUGAGGAGGCUACAGGGGCACCACCCCCAGCGAACACCACAGAAAGGGAGGGGAGAGCCCCAACCCCUCCUCCCGCCGAGCAGAGCGAAGUCCCCACGCCGCCCUGA
Molecule: messenger RNA, 321 nt
Organism: Sorghum bicolor (sorghum)
Lineage: Eukaryota; Viridiplantae; Streptophyta; Magnoliopsida; Poales; Poaceae
Product: skin secretory protein xP2-like
Exons: 2
Coding region: 1-321 (106 amino acids)
Source: RefSeq, a predicted model, not a curated record